This is a messenger RNA of Procambarus clarkii (red swamp crayfish), 2064 nucleotides long. The record is from RefSeq and is a predicted model, not a curated record. NCBI's taxonomy places the organism in Eukaryota, Metazoa, Arthropoda, Malacostraca, Decapoda, Cambaridae.
AUGACCAGUAAGAGAGGUGUGAGCCCCACCGACGCCAACAUGACCAGUAAGAGAGGUGUGGGCCCCACCGACGCCAACAUGACCAGUAAGAGUGGUGUGAGCCCCACCGACGCCAACAUGACCAGUAAGAGAGGUGUGAGCCCCACCGACGCCAACAUGACCAGUAAGAGAGGUGUGAGCCCCACCGACGCCAACAUGACCAGUAAGAGAGGUGUGAGCCCCACCGACGCCAACAUGACCAGUAAGAGAGGUGUGAGCCCCACCGACGCCAACACUCUCCUCCGGCAAUCUGAUAAGAGCGCCAGGUUUAUGGCUGGCCAAGUUUUACUUCCUAAAGUCACUCAAUCAAAACUUGCUACAACUUGGAGAGGGAAUCCCCAAGAGCCUGCGGGACACCCGCGCCCGCCCAAGAGCCUGCGGGACACCCGCGCCCGCCCAAGAGCCUGCGGGACACCCGCGCCCGCCUCAAGAGCCUGCGGGACACCCGCGCCCGCCCAAGAGCCUGCGGGACACCCACGCCAGCCCAAGAGCCUGCGGGACACCCACGCCAGCCCAAGAGCCUACGGGACACCCACGCCAGCCCAAGAGCCUGCGGGACACUCGCGCCCGCCCAAGAGCCUGCGGGACACCCGCGCCCGCCCAAGAGCCUGCGGGACACUCGCGCCCGCCCAAGAGCCUGCGGGACACCCGCGCCCGCCCAAGAGCCUGCGGGACACCCACGCCAGCCCAAGAGCCUGCGGGACACCCACGCCAGCCCAAGAGCCUGCGGGACACCCACGCCAGCCCAAGAGCCUACGGGACACCCACGCCAGCCCAAGAGCCUGCGGGACACCCACGCCAGCCCAAGAGCCUGCGGGACGCCCACGCCAGCCCAAGAGCCUGCGGGACACUCGCACCCGCCCAAAAGCCUGCGGGACACCCGCGCCCGCCCAAGAGCCUGAGGGACACCCACGCCAGCCCAAGAGCCUGCGGGACACCCACGCCAGCCCAAGAGCCUGCGGGACACCCACGCCAGCCCCAAGAGCCUGCGGGACACCCACGCCAGCCCCAAGAGCCUGCGGGACACCUGCGCCCGCCCAAGAGCCUGCGGGACACCUGCGCCCGCCCAAGAGCCUGCGGGACACCCACGCCAGCCCAAGAGCCUGCGGGACACCCACGCCAGCCCAAGAGCCUGCGGGACACCCACGCCAGCCCAAGAGCCUGCGGGACACCCACGCCAGCCCCAAGAGCCUGCGGGACACCUGCGCCCGCCCAAGAGCCUGCGGGACACCUGCGCCCGCCCAAGAGCCUGCGGGACACCCACGCCCGCCCAAGAGCCUGCGGGACACCUGCGCCCGCCCAAGAGCCUGCGGGACACCUGCGCCCGCCCAAGAGCCUGCGGGACACCUGCGCCCGCCCAAGAGCCUGCGGGACACCCACGCCCGCCCAAGAGCCUGCGGGACACCCACGCCCGCCCAAGAGCCUGCGGGACACCUGCGCCCGCCCAAGAGCCUGCGGGACACCUGCGCCCGCCCAAGAGCCUGCGGGACACCUGCGCCCGCCCAAGAGCCUGCGGGACACCCACGCCCGCCCAAGAGCCUGCGGGACACCCACGCCCGCCCAAGAGCCUGCGGGACACCUGCGCCCGCCCAAGAGCCCAAUAUGGAACACAUCAGGAAGUCUCAGGAAGUGUGUGGGUGUCAGUCUUGGCAAAAAGUCAGGAAGAGCUCAGCAGGAAACUACCGGCCGAUCACCUUGACACCACACAUGAGCAAGCUCAUGGAGAGACGCCUCACGGAGGGCAUCAUUCACCAUCUUUCAGUGAACAAUCUUAUACAAUCGAUAAAACAUGUCUUUGUUAAAAAUAGAUCCUGCCUUACAAACUUGCUCACAUUGUUGGACACGGUCACCAGCUACUCGAACAAUGGCCUUCUGGAGGAUGGAGUAUACAUGGAUUUGGCUAAAGCCUUUGAUAAGAUGAAACACAAAUUUAUGGUCAAGUGGGAAAUGAUAAUGAUAUUGAAGCCUUACAAAGAGUUCUACAUGAGCUCCACAAAUGAUCAGAAGACUAGCAAAUGCUUUUAA